Molecule: messenger RNA, 729 nt
Organism: Eremothecium cymbalariae DBVPG#7215
Lineage: Eukaryota; Fungi; Ascomycota; Saccharomycetes; Saccharomycetales; Saccharomycetaceae
Gene: MRPL8
Product: mitochondrial 54S ribosomal protein bL17m
Exons: 1
Coding region: 1-729 (242 amino acids)
Biological process (GO): translation
Cellular component (GO): mitochondrial large ribosomal subunit; ribosome
Molecular function (GO): structural constituent of ribosome
Source: RefSeq, a predicted model, not a curated record
AUGACAGUUGGUUUGAGAAGACAAUUGUCACGCACAAAACCGCAUAGAGAAGCGCUGAUGAGAUCUCUCGCUUCGCAGCUGCUACAGCAUGAGGUAAUUGUAUCGACCACUCCAAAGUUGAAAGAAGCCCAACGUCAUGCUGAGCGUAUUAUUACCAUUGCAAAAAAAGCUGUUCAGAACCCGAGCAAACAUAUUCCUGAGUUACAAAGCAGACUGUACCUUUCGGGUGAUAAUUCGAAGCUUUUGAAGAAGUUAUUAGAAGACAUUGCUCCUAGAUAUUCCACUAGGGAGCGUGGUUACACGAGACUUAUGAAAUUAGAACCAAGGUUAGGCGAUCGUGCUCCAAGCAGUGUUCUUGAAUUGGUGGAUGCUCCAGUUGUUGAUAGUGACGGUAAUCUAUUAAAGGGUAACAUGAAACUGUGGCUGAUUGUCAAGGCUAUCUUGCACGCCAACUCCAAGAAUGAAGAACUCCACCAGAUGACACUCAAAAAUCUACACAAGCUGUCCAAAGGCAUGGAUCGUGAUGCCUUUUUGCGUGAUGUGAGAGUGGUGAGGGAGUUCAUUUUGAAGAAGCAAGGUGUCGAAGUUAACCACGAGGAGACUGACCAGUUUCUGCAAUAUAUAGAUACCGUCAUAAAGGAUUAUUCUGUUCGUGAACAUGUCCCAUUGGCCCCAAAGAAAGUAGGAUACCAGUUCAUGAAGGAUAGGCCGUAUGCCAAUAAACAAUAA